UUGUGAUGAUCUGAGGGUUGCAAGCAGGCCAGUGCCGCUCCACACAACCAGUAAGAGGCCACGCGUGGACCCUGUCCUCACUGAUGGCUCAGCUACCGAAAUGUCUGACAGGGGCUCCGUCUUGGCUUCACUGUCUCCCUUCAGAAAAGCCAGGGUGAGCUACCCCUCUAGUCUUGGACCAAAGGAACGACAGACAGGGGCUGCGGCCGACCUCCCUCAGCCUGCAGUCAGGCACCAGGGCCCGGGGCCUCUCCUCGUUGUGAAGCCGACACACAGUAGCCCGGAGGGUGGCUGCCGAGAAGUUCCCCAGGCUGCCUCGCAAACCCACGGCCUGCUCCAGGCCAUCAGCCCCCAGGCACAAGACAGACGUCCCGCGCUGACCUCACAGCCCUGCCCACCAGCCGCCACACGCAGCUUGGGCCUAGGCUCCAAUCUCAGCUUCAGGCCAGGAGCCAAGAGACCUGCCCAGGCUCCGAUUCAGGCUUGCCUGAACUUCCCCAAGAUACCGAGACUGGGUCCCUUCCAGAUCCCCGAAGACGCCAUCCAGGGAGGUGAGCUGGGGGCCCCGGACACUCUUUAACCUCC
Symphalangus syndactylus (siamang) is the source of this 585-nucleotide messenger RNA. Its product is annotated as putative protein FAM90A26. The record is from RefSeq and is a predicted model, not a curated record. NCBI's taxonomy places the organism in Eukaryota, Metazoa, Chordata, Mammalia, Primates, Hylobatidae.